CGCGGGACCCGCCGGCGGCGCCGUGGCGAUGACGGUGCAGCGCGACGAGCGCGACGCGCGCGCACCCCGCACCAGGUUUAUGAUCACGGACAUACUGCACGACGCCGCGCCCAGGGACCUCAGCGCGCACCGGGACUCCGACUCGGACAGGUCGGCGACGGACUCGCCAGGUGUGAAAGAUGAUUCAGACGACGUGUCCAGUAAAAGCUGUGGCGGAGACUCAUCAGGGCUCGCCAAAAAACAAAGGAAGGCUAGGACUGCCUUCACGGACCACCAACUGCAAACGCUCGAGAAAUCGUUCGAAAGACAGAAGUACCUCAGUGUGCAGGACCGAAUGGAGCUUGCUGCUAAAUUAGGCCUUACUGAUACCCAGGUCAAAACCUGGUACCAGAACAGAAGGACGAAAUGGAAACGACAAACAGCAGUUGGUUUGGAACUACUCGCGGAAGCUGGUAACUACGCUGCGUUCCAGCGUCUAUACGGAGGAUACUGGGCCGGGGUACCAGCGUACCCGGCCCAGCCGGCUCCAGCUGCCGCAGACCUGUACUACAGGCAAGCUGCGGCCACAGCCGCCGCGGCUGCCUCUGCCACUGCUAACACUUUGCAGAAACCGUUGCCAUAUCGGUUAUAUCCGGGAGCACCAUUAGCUGGCGUUCCACCUCUCGGGCUAGGACUACCUGGCCCUUCGGCGCAUCUGGGCUCCUUAGGCGCACCAGCUCUUGGGGCUCUAGGGUAUUAUGCCCAAGCCCGACGCACACCGUCCCCAGAUUUGGACCCAGGCAGUCCUGCACCACCACCGCGCUCACCUAGAGAACCUUCAAUCGAAAGACGUUCCGACGAGGAUGAUGACGAUGAACCUAUACACGUUUAAUUGUGAAGAGUGUAAGAAUAGACUUAACAUGGAAUCUUAACAGUAUACAUAGUCAGUGGAGAAUUUCAAAGUGAUUUGUGACGGUACAAAAUGAACAAUUAAUGUCAUUGCAUGAACUUUUAUCAAGACGUGUGGAUAAGGACACAAAAGUGGAACAAUCGCACUAAUUUCGCUUAUAAUCCUACCUAAAUAUUAAGAAGCCAUCGCGUUCUGGUGAUUCUUGGUUGCCUUCGCUUGUUGGUUAUGGUUUCUACCCAAUAACAGUAUUAAAUUGAUGAACUUUGAUACUGUAGUGUGUUAUUUUAGAAAUCAGACUUUUGACCAACAGCACCUAUCGACAUAUUUGUGAGUUACGGGCAGCUCGUCCGAAAUAUGUGAUAUUAUAAGCCCAUAUAUAUUAAGGACAUAAUGUAUAAAUUGAUGUUGUAUAAUUAAUAAUAUAGUUAUAGAAUACACGUGCUUUGUAAGUCAAUAGAUCUGAUAGAGUGGAAAUAAAUGCAUUCCCACAUUUAUAUUAACUAUAAUAUACCUAAGAGCCGCGUGUGAGGAACUAUUUCAAGUUUCUGGUUGAAUUACUAUUGGAGUCCACACCACCUUGAAUGUGUAUUUAUUAA
Messenger RNA from Achroia grisella, 1485 nucleotides. RefSeq names its product homeobox protein B-H1-like. Gene Ontology annotation, biological process: regulation of DNA-templated transcription. The record is from RefSeq and is a predicted model, not a curated record. The coding region runs from base 29 to 871 and encodes 280 amino acids. The transcript is spliced from 4 exons. Gene Ontology annotation, molecular function: DNA-binding transcription factor activity, RNA polymerase II-specific; DNA binding. NCBI's taxonomy places the organism in Eukaryota, Metazoa, Arthropoda, Insecta, Lepidoptera, Pyralidae.